Molecule: messenger RNA, 1843 nt
Organism: Octopus sinensis (East Asian common octopus)
Lineage: Eukaryota; Metazoa; Mollusca; Cephalopoda; Octopoda; Octopodidae
Product: monocarboxylate transporter 9-like
Exons: 6
Coding region: 193-1599 (468 amino acids)
Biological process (GO): transmembrane transport; monocarboxylic acid transport
Molecular function (GO): monocarboxylic acid transmembrane transporter activity
Source: RefSeq, a predicted model, not a curated record
UUAGAAGUUAUAAUUUAGGCGUUUCAGCAUUGUUACAGUUGUUGGAUUUAAAAGUGAAAAGACACAAGGUGAAUGCUUUACCUCUGAUUAUUUAUGACGUGAAAUUUUCUGCUGAAAGUUAUUAUUAUUAUUACACGUGAUUUCUGAAUACAAAAUAGCUAUCGAUUUCACUUUCUAAGAAGUUAAUUAACAAUGGCUUUGUCAAGAAACACUCCUGACACAGGAUGGGCAUGGAUGGUGUUAAUCUCAAGUUUCUUUAUUCAGAUGUUAUCUGCAAUGUUUAUCUAUGGUACUGGUAUAAUGAAACUAGCCAUUCUAGACGAGUUUAAAGAAGAUCUCAUCAAAGUAGAUUGGCUUGGCUCUCUUCAUGUAGCAUGUUCUCAAGUUAUAGGCCCAGUGGUUAGUCUUGUCGUCAGUCGCUUCCAUUGUCGACCAACAAUAUUCUUUGGCGGGUUAUUGGUAUUUAUUGGAUCACUAAGUAGUGCUUUCAUAAAAAAUAUCUACAUUCUAUAUAUCACAUUCGGGGUAGUGGCAGGAAUUGGCCAUGGAUUCUGCUAUACUCUGAAUGUUGUUGGACUCGGUUAUUAUUUCAAGAAACGACUCUAUUUUGCAGCUGGUAUUGCUACUUCGGGUGCUGGUAUAGCCAUGGUAGUCUUCCCGCCAGCAAUUCAACACAUCUUCAACUACUAUCAAUUUCAAGGAGGUUUAAUGCUAAUUUCCGCCGUAUGCUUGCAUUUCUCCGCCUUUGGACUUCUUAUUGCCCCAAAUCAAUUGGAAAUUAGAUCGAAAAGACAUUUCAAAAAACAACAAUACUUAGCAGCAGAAAACAUUCCACAAAGACCUUCCAUUUUCCGGAAUUUAUCCUUUGAUUUCUAUAUCAUGAGCAUCCUUUGGUGGAAUCUUGCCUACACAUUCAUCGCCCAAGGUUUACCAUAUUAUUCAAACUCUACAGGGCAUACGAAAUACGAAGCUGCAUUUUUAUUGUCCAUUGCCGGAAUCGGCAGCAUUUUUGGACGCCUGUUGGGUGGCAUUACUGCCAAUGAUUCUAAUGUUGACAGCAUUGUGAUAUAUUUUGGUACAUCAGGGGUUUUGGGAUUUGGUACACUAUUUUUCAAAACAUUCGCACAAACAUAUUUGGGGCAAGCUGUGUUUUCAGUUUGUUGGGGUUUAUAUACGGGUGCUAAUAUAUCCGUCCAAGGACCGAUUGUUGUACGUUUGGUAGGAGUGGAACAGUUACCAGCUGGAUACGGGUUACUCAUGUUCUUCACAGGAAUUGGCUCACUGAUCGGACCACCUAUUGGAGGUUUGCUGAUGACGUCGACAGGGAAUGCGGAGAUUAGUUUCGUGGCAGCAGGAAUAGCCACAUUAAUAUCGUGUUUCACGGGAAUAGUAAUUGUGGUGCUCGAGAGAAAUGGGAUGGUACGUUCGAAUUCGAAGCUGUCCAGAUCCCGUUCAAUAUCGAUGUCCAUGAGUCGAAUGAGUCAAGGCAAAACGAAGAGUCUUUAUACUUUGAAUGACUUAACGCUAGAGAUAUCACCAGACGCAGAAUGUCGAUACAGAGCUGAGAGCAACAUAUCUGACGUAUCAAGUUUUCUAUAAUAUUGAAAUAAUAAUAUCUAGUCACAAACCAUCUUUCAUACAUCGACUCUGUCCUUCAUUCCUUGGCUACCUUCAUAUUUCCAUAUCUAACGUACUUUAUCCAAACCAAGCGAACAUAAUCGGAAAUAUUUUUUUACUUUUUUACUCACGUGAUCACGUGACCGACCAGGCUAUCAGAUGUUGCUACACGUUGCUGGUCACAAUGCGCUUCGCAUUGUUUUACUCUUCAAAUGACGCCACCCUG